Messenger RNA from Torulaspora delbrueckii, 1269 nucleotides. RefSeq names its product Atg39p (gene ATG39). The record is from RefSeq and is a predicted model, not a curated record. The transcript has a single exon. Lineage: Eukaryota; Fungi; Ascomycota; Saccharomycetes; Saccharomycetales; Saccharomycetaceae. The coding region runs from base 1 to 1269 and encodes 422 amino acids.
AUGCCAAAGACUAAUGAUGGCUGGAACGUUAUCAAACUUCCUGGGGAAGGCCUAGUGACUUCCAGCGGCGUCGUAGCGGACGACUUCUGUGUCGAUGAGGAUGAUAUCCUAUCCAACACCAGCAGUGACGACUAUGCAGAUAUGUCGAACCCGUUCAAUAUGAGUCGCAAGGAUGUUGAACAGUUGGGGGCAGUUUCGAAUUCAUUUGACACUUUGACCGGUUCGAAAGAGUCCAGUUCGAUCAGAAACGAAUUGAACGGUACAAAAAGAAAGACUUCUGCAAAAGAUAUCCUUUCUCGUUUUGAAACUCUGCGGAAACCUGAAAUUAAAAUUUGGCAUGUGGCACUUCUAUCCUCUCUUGUGACAAUAUUGGUCCUAGUGGGCUCUCAAAAAUAUCUGAAAUUGUUUGAUGGAAUUUUACACCAAAAUGAUACCGUUUCCGUCACUCAUAAUUCUAGUAACAAGGACCUAAUAUACUCCGACAUAAAUUUCUUGAAUCAUGAUGAGCCUAUGUCACCUACCUGGAGGCCAACGGGUCAAUAUUAUGUGGACUUUGACAACCAUAUCGCUUAUCCGCUCCCAUCAAAGGAACUUUUGGGCUGGGAAAAAUUCAAGACUGAUUCCGUAAUUUUAUGGUAUACUGUGAAAUCCAAAUAUCGCAUAUUCUUACGCUCGGAUGCGGUAACCAAUUUCAAGUCGGGAUAUCACAGGUUUUCGGACUCCAUGAGCCAGGACGCAGUUUGGAUUCGGAAUAAAUUGAUACUCACCAAACGUCUUUUGGGUGAGAAGUUCAAAGAAAAUCUGCCUCAGUUCAAAAGAGGUUUAAUUGACAAGUGGUUAAAGUUGCAAAAUCAUUGCAAGAUUCUAAGGACCAAUUUAGCAGAGACCUGUCGUGUUGGGAGUUUAAGACUGAAACAAGCCACUGAGUCAAAACUUCAAGGGUUUUACGAUUCAACUUCCAAACUACUAUCAAAGAGAGGUAAAACUGUAUUGAAUACUUUUUCGAAUUUGAGAUCAUACAUUAUGGGAAAAGAACUACCUAAAAUGGAUGGAUUCCCCGAUGACCUGAUGAAGAAUUGUAAAAAAUGGUCAAAGCUCUCGGAUAAAAAUGCAAGAAUCUUCUUCUCACGCUUCCAAAGGAAUUUACACAAGAAGAAAUCGCAUUUAAUUGCGGAGCGCGUAGCAAGCAAUCUCAAGGCAUGUGAACAGGUUUUUAGAAAGAGGUUCAAAUGUUGGCAACCCUCAAGAUUCAAAAUCUCAAGAGGUUAA